This is a messenger RNA of Cyprinus carpio (common carp), 1491 nucleotides long. Its product is annotated as zona pellucida sperm-binding protein 3-like. Lineage: Eukaryota; Metazoa; Chordata; Actinopteri; Cypriniformes; Cyprinidae. Bases 323 to 1258 code for a protein of 311 amino acids. Gene Ontology annotation, molecular function: acrosin binding. Gene Ontology annotation, cellular component: extracellular matrix. Gene Ontology annotation, biological process: egg coat formation; positive regulation of acrosome reaction; binding of sperm to zona pellucida. The record is from RefSeq and is a predicted model, not a curated record. The transcript is spliced from 8 exons.
UCUAGAAAAAGGCACAACAGGCACACAACAAGCAUCUUGAGGUUUUCAGAGUUUUAUGGCAAUAGGAUUGAUGGAUUUUGUUAGUGUUGGAAUCUUUCUGCUUAUUGCAGUUGACUUGUGUUUGGCACAGUGGUCAGGAUUUAAACAAAGCCAGGCUCCAAUAAGAUUCCAACAACAACAGUCAACAGUUUUAGCUCCUCAGCAAGCUGUCCAAAGUCUACAGACGUCAGCUUCUUUUAGUCCUUCAAGACCUUUAAUGAGUCCUACUUGGGUAGAUCCACGGAAACUCCAAGAACCUGGAAGCACUUAGUCUAAACAGCUUAUGCAGGCUCCUGUGGCACCUUUGACCUGGCAUUUUCCUGUAGUACCAGAAGAACCCCAACAGCCAGUUGUUCCUUUUGAGUUGCAUGUACCUACCCCUGCACAGAGUAUUGCUGCACAAUGUGGAGAGAGCUUUGUGCAUGUGGAGGUUAAGAAGGACUUCUUUGGGACUGGUCAGCUGGUCAAUCCUUCAUUCCUCAGCUUAGGAGGCUGUGCAGCUGUAGGGGAGGAUCCAGAAACUCAAGUGCUUAUCUUUGAGUAUGAGCUCCAGACAUGUGGCAGCUCUCUAAAGAUGACUGACAAUGAGCUGGUCUAUAUGUUUACCGUCCUCUAUACUCCUGAGGCUUUAGUAGGAACUCCCAUUGUAAGAACUGAUGCAGCAGCUGUUGGAAUUGAGUGCCACUAUUCAAGGCUACACAAUGUAAGCAGCAAUGCUUUGAUUCCCUCUUGGGUUCCUUUUGCUGCUACAAAGGUUUCAGAGGAAGUUCUGGUGUUCUCACUGAAGCUCAUGACUGAUGACUGGAUGUUUGAGAGGCCAUCCAAUCAGUACUUCCUAGGGCAGUUUCUGGGAGUUGAAGCUUCUGUGACACAGUGCCUGGUUGAUGCAAAGCUUACAGGUUCAACUUCUAGUUUUAUGCACCGGGUUCAGAGUAACAAACUGCACUUCCAAUUGGAGACUUUCAGAUUCCAGCAGUCAAAUAGUGCUCAGGUCUACAUCACAUGUGCUUUGAAGGCAGUUGUGGCUUCAACCCCCAUAAGUCCAGAGAACAAGGCUUGCUCCUUUGCAAAUGGAUGGCUUUCUGCUGAUGACAACGACCAGGUGUGCAUGUGCUGUGAUUCCACAUGUGGCUCCAACAGGAAAGGGAGAGCACUGUCUGAUUCAGGCCUUGUUUCAGAAGGAAAGGCAACCAUUGGCCCCAUUGUAGUCUCUAUUUGAUGUGGAUUGGAAGAAGUGGCCAAUAAAGACCUGAAAACAAUACUGUGGCACACCUUGAGUUUUUUUUCUAGAGGAUAGAGUUGGGCUUUUACAUCUUGACAUGGUCUUGCACCUGCAUUGAUACCUUGCAUGGACGUUUAGUUACUAGUGAUGCUGACACUUGUGACUCUUUCUGACAACCAUUACUUUCACUUCAAGUGAAUAUGAAACCGUAGUAGACCAUUAAAAUGCUA